CCGGAAGUGGGUGGUGUAGUCCCCCCGUCACCCCAACUGGUCACACCACCACCGACGUAGCCGACUGCCUGCUGGGAUGUAGCUCGCCACCGGGGAACCAAAGAGAUUCUGAGACUCACAACCUCGGCGAGGACUCGUCGAAACGACCGGUCAGCGAUAAUAAUAACGGGAGGAAAAUGAUGGAAGAAAUAGAUCGGUUUCAAGUGCCGAGCGCCGUGCAGGAGGCGGAGAUGCAGGCUGAGAUGCAGCCGCUGGACCCGGCUUCUUCCACAGCCUCAGAGGCGGACUCAGACACCAGGGAGGUGGAACCUGUCACUAUCAACUACAAGCCCUCACCUCUGCAGAGGAAAAUAGAGAAACAGAGAGAGCUGGCUAGGAAGGGAUCAUUGAAGAACAGCAACACUGCCGGUAGUCCAGUCAACCAGCAGCCCAAGAAGAACAACAACGUCAUGGCCAGAACACGGUUGGUCGUGCCCAAUAAAGGCUAUUCUUCGUUAGACCAGAGCCCAGACGAGAAGCCCUUGGUGGCCCUUGACACAGACAGUGAUGACGAUUUCGACAUGUCUAGAUACUCAUCGUCGGGAUACUCCUCUGCUGAGCAAAUCAAUCAGGAUCUGAACAUACAGCUGCUGAAAGAUGGCUAUCGCCUUGAUGAGAUCCCGGACGACGAGGACCUGGAUCUGAUCCCGCCCAAAUCGGUCAACCCCACCUGCAUGUGCUGCCAGGCAACCUCCUCCACCACCUGUCAAAUACAGUAACCGCUCCACUCUCACCUUCUGCCUCUGCCCCUUUCCACACAAUAUAACCCCCAAUCUUCAUCUGCUGUGAGUUUACUUUGUCGCCACAGUGGUGACAUUGAAGCAUUGGUAGUGUAUUGUAAUGACAGGUAUGUGCUACGGUGGCAAUGAGAAAUAAUCAAAUUAACAAAUAGUAUUAACAAAGAGUAUUUGGUUUCAAAUCUAGGAGAUGGAACCCAUGUAAAAAAUAUGAAAUAUGUAUUUAAAAUAUGUUUAAAAUAAUUAAGAGUGGUUUCCUCCUAUGGUAGGACGUGCACACGUGCACACGUGUUUGCGAGCUCUUCUUCUGGUGAUGUAACGCACUGAUAUUAGAGGACAUGAAACCGAAGGUCAAUUGAUGCUAUGAAGUGAACUCCAUUUCCCUGAACCAUCAUAAAUGCUCAUUCAACUGCUUACAUUACUGAAAUCUGGGUUGUAUUUUCUAGGUUUCUUUGUUUUUUUUGUUUUUUUUAAACAGCUGGAAGGAUAAGUAUGAUUGUGUGUGUGUGUGUGUGUGUGUGUGUAUGUGUGUGUGUGUGUGGAUAUGGGGGUAUCACAAGUGUGGACUGCGGUGUUUGUUUCUCCAGACAGCCGAUAUCUGAUACCGUAUUCAUUGUACUGCAGAGGGUUGUUAGGUCGCACUAACUAUGUCGCUGCAUCCAUUCACCACACCCUCAAUACUUUGGCUUUCUCUCCGAUACAGACUUUAGGGAUGAAUGUAUGAAAAUUACUGGCUGUGAAAACAGAAUGCAUGAGGAGCACUGGACGGAGCAAUAGAAAGAAAAAUAUACUGAACUGACUUUUGCCACAUUUCUUUUGUGCAGUCACUAGCGUGACUAUAGUUUUGAAUUUGCACUGUUGUCUUUUUUUGGGUCCGUAUCUGUUUACUUUUUCCUGCACAGCAAUGACAGUGUAUUAUGUCGCUAUGAAUUGUGUAUGAAAAAAGGAGAAGGUUAGGAAAUGCAACAACCCUCAAGUGAUGCUCCCUUAAUUGAUAUAACAUCAAGGCCAAAGGGACAGUUAUUCUGCACACAUGGCUGUGUUUACCCCCCCCCCCCCCACACACACACACACUAAAUCUUGAUCGAUGGACCUUCCUUCCUUCUCAUUUCUGUGUUAAAUUAUCAAGCAAGCACAGGUUCAGACAAUAGAAAGAUUUACACUUUCUUAUCUUGCACACAAACACACAUGCAUAUGCAUGCAUACAGACACACUUAACCAACAUAAAUAGUGAGAUACCAUCUUUAAAUCUCUUCUGACCAAUGGGUUGGAAAUAGUUUUGUAAUUGUAAAAUCAAGGAUCCUUGGCUUGAAACACUAAUAUCUUUCCCUUACGACAGAUCCCUCCCUUAAACCAGAUGAUCAUUUGCAUUUAGAUUAUGCCUUAAGAACAGAGAAAUUUAAAAUAUAUGUAUUAUUGCCAUGUUGAUCAUUUAGUUUACUUGAAGAGCGUUUGCGGUCUAUGAAGUUUUGCUUUUUUAAAUUAUUACGUACACAAGAAGUAUACUGUUUUUUUCUUUGGUUUUUGAUUUUUCAAAUGAAUUUCUUGUAAUGUAAACACUUCCAUUACAGUAUUUAACAAUGUUAUUAAGUGCAGUGUAUAAAAACCAAUAAACACAAAGCUAAUGGAGCUGUCUAGUUCUAAUUUA
This is a messenger RNA of Pungitius pungitius (ninespine stickleback), 2424 nucleotides long. It is a transcript of the gene fam219ab, whose product is annotated as family with sequence similarity 219 member Ab. Bases 177 to 758 code for a protein of 193 amino acids. Lineage: Eukaryota; Metazoa; Chordata; Actinopteri; Perciformes; Gasterosteidae. The record is from RefSeq and is a predicted model, not a curated record. The transcript has 6 exons.